Messenger RNA from Pichia kudriavzevii, 645 nucleotides. RefSeq lists its product as uncharacterized. Gene Ontology annotation, molecular function: GTP binding; GTPase activity. The coding region runs from base 1 to 645 and encodes 214 amino acids. Gene Ontology annotation, biological process: small GTPase-mediated signal transduction. The record is from RefSeq and is a predicted model, not a curated record. The transcript has a single exon. NCBI's taxonomy places the organism in Eukaryota, Fungi, Ascomycota, Pichiomycetes, Pichiales, Pichiaceae.
AUGGGUACAGUUCAAAGAAAAAUUGUCAUCUUAGGUGAUGGUGCAUGUGGUAAAACCUCUUUACUUAAUGUUUUCACCCGUGGGUAUUUUCCAAAAGUUUACGAGCCAACAGUGUUUGAAAACUACAUCCAUGACAUUUUUAUUGAUGGACAACAGGUUCAAUUGUCAUUAUGGGAUACUGCUGGUCAAGAAGAGUUUGAUAAGUUGAGAUCAUUAUCAUACUCUGAUACCCAUUGUAUCAUACUUUGCUUUUCGAUUGAUUCUCAUGACUCUCUAGAUAACGUUAAGAAUAAAUGGGUUGGCGAGAUUUUGGAACACUGUGAAGGAGUUAAAUUGAUUUUGGUUGCAUUAAAGGCUGAUUUGAGACAAUCUAACGAUCACACCGAUGAAGAUCUAAAUUUAGGUACUUCUGCUUAUAAUAAUGAUGGAAAGCUUAAAAGAUUGGUUAGCUACGAAGAAGGUGUUGCUGUUGCUAAAGAAAUUGGUGCUUUGAGGUACUUGGAAUGUUCAGCUAUGAAAAAUAGAGGUGUCAAGGAGGUCUUCACAGAAGCUGCAAGAAUUGCACUAACUUCAACUCCGUCAGCAGUGACCAACAUUGGUGUCUCAAACGAGGGUUCAUCGUCAUCUAGCUGUGCUAUAAUGUAA